Molecule: messenger RNA, 3188 nt
Organism: Castor canadensis (American beaver)
Lineage: Eukaryota; Metazoa; Chordata; Mammalia; Rodentia; Castoridae
Gene: Rasa2
Product: RAS p21 protein activator 2
Biological process (GO): regulation of GTPase activity; intracellular signal transduction; negative regulation of Ras protein signal transduction
Molecular function (GO): GTPase activator activity; phospholipid binding
Source: RefSeq, a predicted model, not a curated record
CGGGGCUGCGGCACGGGCCGGGCGGCCGGGCGGGCGACACCAUGGCGGCGGCGGAGCCUGCUGCUGCGGCGGCGGCGGCUUCUUCCGAGGCGCCGGUGGCGACUACAACGGCAGAGCCCAAGGCGGGGGAUGAGGACGGGGGCGAGGUCCGAGUGCUGCAGAGUCUGCGGGGCAAGAUCUGUGAAGCAAAAAAUUUAUUGCCUUAUCUUGGACCCAACAAAAUGAGAGAUUGUUUCUGCACUAUAAAUUUGGACCAGGAAGAAGUUUAUCGAACCCAAGUUGUUGAAAAAUCUUUAAGCCCAUUUUUCAGUGAAGAAUUUUACUUUGAGAUUCCAAGAACUUUCCAGUAUUUGUCUUUCUAUGUUUAUGAUAAGAAUGUUUUACAAAGAGACCUUCGCAUAGGAAAAGUAGCCAUCAAAAAAGAGGACUUGUGUAACCAUAGUGGCAGAGAAACUUGGUUUUCACUACAGCCUGUUGACUCCAAUUCAGAGGUUCAGGGUAAAGUUCACCUUGAAUUAAAACUGAAUGAACUGAUAACAGAGAAUGGAACUGUGUGCCAGCAGCUGGUUGUACACAUCAAGGCAUGCCAUGGGUUGCCUCUCAUCAAUGGACAAAGCUGUGAUCCUUAUGCAACAGUUUCUCUAGUGGGUCCUUCUAGGAAUGACCAGAAGAAGACAAAAGUAAAGAAGAAAACAAGCAACCCACAGUUUAAUGAAAUCUUUUAUUUUGAGGUAACCAGGUCCAGUAGUUACACCAGAAAGUCCCAGUUCCAGGUGGAAGAGGAGGACAUUGAAAAGCUAGAAAUUAGGAUUGACUUGUGGAAUAAUGGAAAUCUUGUCCAAGAUGUUUUCCUGGGUGAGAUUAAGGUUCCUGUGAAUGUGUUAAGAAAUGAUUCGUCUCAUCAAGCCUGGUACUUGCUACAACCAAGAGAUAAUGGAAACAAGUCAUCUAAAACUGAUGACCUGGGUUCGCUUCGAUUAAACAUAUGCUACACAGAAGACUACGUGCUUCCUUCAGAGUACUAUGGUCCUUUGAAAACUUUGCUGCUAAAAUCCCCAGAUGUCCAGCCGGUAUCUGCCUCAGCUGCCUACAUCUUGGGUGAAAUAUGCCGAGAUAAAAAUGAUGCUGUUUUGCCUCUUGUGCGACUGCUGCUGCACCGGAAUAAACUGGUUCCUUUCGUCACGGCAGUGGCUGAAUUAGACUUGAAGGAUACCCAAGAUGCAAACACAAUUUUCAGAGGAAAUUCCCUGGCAACCCGAUGUCUGGAUGAGAUGAUGAAAAUAGUGGGAGGGCACUAUCUGAAAGUAACAUUAAAAUCCAUUCUAGAUGAGAUAUGUGAAUCCUCAAAACCUUGUGAAAUUGAUCCUAUUAAAUUAAAAGAAGGAGAUAAUGUAGAAAAUAAUAAGGAGAAUCUGCGCUACUAUGUGGACAAGUUAUUCAGUACAAUUGUGCAAUCCAGUAUGAGCUGCCCUACCGUGAUGUGUGAUAUCUUCUAUUCCCUGAGGCAAAUGGCCACUCAGAGAUUUCCUAAUGACCCCCAUGUUCAGUACUCUGCAGUGAGCAGCUUUGUAUUUCUCCGUUUCUUUGCUGUAGCCGUAGUGUCACCUCAUACUUUUCAUUUGCGACCUCAUCAUCCAGAUGCACAGACAAUUAGGACAUUAACUCUCAUCUCAAAAACCAUUCAAACUUUGGGAAGCUGGGGGAGUCUGUCCAAAUGCAAGUCAAGUUUCAAGGAGACAUUCAUGUGUGAAUUUUUCAAAAUGUUUCAAGAAGAAGGAUAUAUCAUAGCAGUUAAAAAGUUCUUGGAUGAAAUUUCAUCUACUGAAACUAAAGAGUCCAGUGGUACGAGUGAACCCGUGCACCUGAAAGAAGGAGAGAUGUAUAAAAGAGCUCAGGGAAGAACUCGGAUCGGAAAAAAGAAUUUCAAGAAACGGUGGUUCUGCCUGACAAGCAGGGAGCUCACCUACCACAAACAGCCAGGUAGCAAAGAUGCAAUUUACACAAUUCCAGUAAAAAACAUUCUUGCUGUGGAAAAACUGGAAGAGAGCUCUUUCAACAAGAAAAAUAUGUUCCAAGUAAUCCAUACGGAGAAACCACUCUAUGUCCAAGCAAAUAACUGUGUGGAAGCUAAUGAAUGGAUAGAUGUACUGUGCAGGGUGAGCCGGUGCAACCAAAACAAGCUCAGCUGUUUUCACCCUUCCGCGUAUCUCAACGGAAUCUGGCUCUGCUGUCAGGAGACCAGUGAAAACACUCCAGGCUGUAAGCCGUGUACUGCAGGUGUUCCUGCAGACAUCCAAAUAGAUAUUGAUGAAGACAGAGAAACAGAAAGAAUUUAUUCCCUUUUUACCCUCAGUUUAUUUAAGCUGCAGAAGAUGGAAGAGGCUUGUGGAACUAUAGCAGUCUAUCAAGGACCACAGAAAGAGCCCGAUGACUAUUCUAGCUUUGUAAUUGAGGAUUCUGUAACGACCUUUAAGACAAUUCAACAAAUAAAAAGCAUCACAGAGAAGCUGGAUGAACCUCAUGAAAAGUAUAGGAAGAAAAGAUCAAGUAGUGCAAAAUACGGGAGCAAGGAAAAUCCAAUUGUUGGAAAAACAUCUUAGAGUUUGACCAAUUGAUUCAGAAGAACUGGAAAUUACUCUUUUUCUUGGAGUUUUUCAAUCCAUCGUAUGUCUUGUUUAUACUAUUUAAGAAUGAACAUUGGCUUCAAUGUCACUUGCAUUCACGCUGUAUUUAAUAUUUAAUGAUUGAAAUGAACUGUUGGGGACUCCCGGCUUUGAUGUAUCACUAGGGAAUUUGAAGCCCAAGGUUUCUCUCAUAUCCAUGUUCAAAUCUGUGUUCCUGCAGCUUCUUUUUAAUGAAACCAUCUUCCUGAAGAAGGUUCUAAGGAGCUCCAUAACAAAGGGUGCACUCCUCCACAGCAAGGAACCCUCUCCUCUUGUACCCUGUCCUGUGGACGCGCCCUCACCACCAUCAGUGCCUGCUCUACGCUGCCAUCGUGUUCUGCUAGAAAACCUCAGUCAUGUCAACUUAGAGCUUUCCGUGUAGUCAUCCCGACCCGCCCUCUCCCUUUGCUCCAUUGUCACUCCAGGUUAUGUUGGAGACAGUGACAGAAACCUUGGCCACUGCCAGAGCAUCCUGGAGAAUGCAGGUCCUCUUGCCUAUUCGUAGGUGUGACCAGACUCACCUAG